AUGAGUGGAUGUUUCAUCACAGCUACCUCUGCUACACUAGCUUCUUGCAGAAUUUUAUGGCCAUGCAUAAACUUCAUUGUGAUGAAUCAUAUUUUACUGCAGAGUUAUAGCUCUCUUAUCUUAUCUAUCUCCAAGAACCAUAAUCAAACAAGAAGGUGUGCCACCUGAGUUCUGUAGUCAUACAUAGGACAUGCUGCAUUCAGCAGAAAUUUGAACAUAGUAAACAUGAUUGAGUUACAACAAAGUGAUGUGUCAGAUAUUUCUGAUUAAGGGAUACUUGCCUUCUGACACUUACCAGCUUUCUGAGAUAACAUGAACAUUUGUAUCAUGUUGGUGCAUCAGAUUUAUGGAUAAAGAAGAGAGUGUGUGCCAAGUGACUGAGUUUUUGUGGCUGCAUGAUAUUUGUUGGGUACAUUUCCAAAUAGAAUGAAAAUGCUUUAUAGUGAUGAUUUCAGCUUUGUUAUAAACUGGCUAUUUAUUUCCUCAGUUAUCAUGAAUAACUGUUUAUGCAGUAUGAAUUACAGUUUUGAAACAGGCUUUGGAUAUGUUCCAUUCAGCCCAUUAAAAUUAAACUUCAAUGAAAGCAAAAAAAGUUUUCUACCUCAUGUAUUUGAAAAUAACAAAAUUCUGUUGGUUUUAGAUGCAUCAGAAAAUAUGUAUUCUCAAAAUAGAAUUUACAAACUGAAGCAUGCUCUUCAUCAUUGGAUUCAUUCUAUCCCUGAAGACUUGAUGAUUGGAUUAGCACAAUUCAAUGAUUUUGCCCAUCCACUGAUUAAUGUAUCUUCUGUCAGUGAAAGAUUAAAGGCAAAAUUUCUUGAUGCCAUUCCCAUCACUGCUGAAGGAGGGUGCUGCAUUGGCUGUGCAGUGAAAUGUGCUGUCCAGAUGUUAGGAGCUGAUGAUAAAGGCAGUACUGUUAUUAUUAUUAGUGAUGGAAGGAACACUGUACCAGGAGAAGAUGUGAAAGAUGUUUUAAGUCUAGUUUCCAAUACAAAGAUUAAGAUUAACACUAUAUCACUGGGUGAUGCAGCAGAUGAUCUGGAGCACUUAGCUUGGACAACAGGAGGAAGAACUUAUUUUGUGCAAGAUCAGCAGGGGCUACUGAUGCUAACUGGUGCACUUUUUGAUUCAUUAAAUGGUGUUCUUGGGAAAAAUUUACAAUUUGCAAAUGUAUUUGAGGCAGAAAUCUCUAAUAAGGACAAAAAAAUUCAAAAUGAUUUUGUUAUUGACUCUGCUUUACCUAUAGUGACAUUGAGUAUUUACUAUGGACCAGAGCAGGGCCUUGAUGAACUGGUACUGAAUUCUUCCAAGUUAUAUAUGAUGACCAAGGACUUUGAAGAAUGGGAUAAAAGCAAUAGAUAUUUGGCACAAACUCUUCAAGAGGGUUUGUGGACGAUCAGUCUCACAUACAAUUCCAUAAACAAGUAUGAUGCAGUGUUUGUCAGCAGUGGUUUACUGACUUCUGAACUGAAGACUAAUGACAAGAUACAUAUGAUGUGCUGGCAUAAUGCAGAGGUAGGUGCUGUAAAUACUAAGCUUAAACCUGUAGCAGUUUAUGCUACUAUAUCUAACGAAGAUCAUCAUUUUGUAUUUGACAUGAACGUAAGUGCUAUUCUUUAUGCACCAGAUGGAACUAUGACAAAAAUAGACCUUUGGGAUAAUGGUUCUGGAGCAGAUGAGGUGAAAAAUGAUGGUACUUACAGUCGUUUUCUGGCAAUUAUCUCCAUGACUGGAAGGUACACUCUGAAAUUCGAAGCAAUUGGGACGUACAGGACAACAGUUGGAGGAUUUGAAAAAAUGUCUGCUGAGGUUAAACCAUUCUCCAGGAUCUGCAGAACUAACUCUUUUAAGGUAAUAUCUGCUGCAAGCAUUUAUCCUCCCUCAUGCAUAAAUGACUUGAAGAUUGUGGAAAGCAAUAAAACAUUUGUUAACAUUUGCUGGACGGCUCCUGGGAAACACUUGGACUGGGGAAAAGUUGACAAAUACAUCAUUAAAUAUAUAAGGAUGGAGUCAUGUCCUCAUAUGUUUCAAACCAAUUUGUCAGUGUGGACUGCAGAAGUUGUCGCAUCAGUUUUGACACAUUCUCCUGGAAAACCUGAAUGCCUUGCUUUAAAUUAUACACCCUAUCUUUCCCCCAAUACUUGUCUCUGUCUUUCUAUGUAUGCCAAAGUUGAGGCGGGUUUGUCAGGUCCACUGUCAAAUGUUGUUCAGAUAUAUUGCCCAACAAUAAAUGACACUAAAGAAAAUUCAUCAGUGGAAGAGACGCCAUUCUUCCAAGCAAGUGAUGCAUGUUGUACAGAGGAAAGCACUGUUACUACUAUCAGUGAUACACCCCGUAGCUCCAUUAUUCCAGACACUGUCAAUGACCAAUCAUUGUGGCCAAAUAAAUCAAGAAAUGAGACUGGAAUCAAAAUUCAGGAAACAAGUAACUUUCCAUUUGUAUCCUUAAUAACUGUGCUUGUGAUUUUGUUCAUUAUUAUAGGUGGGCUUUUAAUAUUGAGGAAAUGGAACAAACUAAGAAAUGUCUGUGUCUCUAAUUCUUACAAUGUAUAUCGUGCUAAGUGUAAGCAAAGGAAGUCCCAUCUUGUAACAUAUACAUCAGUUGAGUCUGUUUCGCCUGAAGCAACAGAUUAGUAAAAUAUCUGAAUUGUACUACUACAAAAAUAAACAAAAGUAAAUAAAGACUUUUUUGUUCGCAGUCUUCUAGAGAUUUUACUAUGAAUGACUGUUUCUUAUAAAUUGUAAUGGUAUGUGUAUGGUACAGUACUGAAAGCAAUUAACUACAUACCUAGAAUAAUAAAAUAAUUCUUUAUUCCAAGGAAUUUUAGCACUGUCAUUAAACUGAACUGUGUAAUGACUGGGACAAUGCAUUUAAAUAGAUUAGGAUUAAGAACCUGUUUUUAGAAGUAUAUGAGAAUCAUUUCUUAAGUAUAGUUAUUCUCUUGAAGUAAUGUCAUAAAUUACAUUGUCCUCAGAAGCUUUUAUUAAUUAUGGAAUGAAUAUUAAUCAUGUACAAAACAAUCAAAAAUUGUAUAACUUAUAUUGGCUUACAUUAACAAUAUUAUAAAAAGGAUAGAUUCUGUUCAUCAUAUAGAGGGGAUGAGAUUUUGGCCAAAAGGAAAGACACAUCCACACAAAUUUGACUUACACAUGCAUAACCACUGUUUCUGACCACUGGAGCCAUACUAGGUUGUGACUAAACCUGAUUGUGGAGCAGCAAUCUGGUGGUGAGGGUAAGGAGGAGGCAUGGGGUUGAAAUGGAGAACAGCAGGGUGGAAUGGGGGAAGGUGUAGUGCUGCAUGUGGGAGCAUUCAGGGAUGUGGUGGGUAGGGCUGCUAAGUGGAGUAAGGGGUGGAGUGAAAGGGGGUAGAGAAGUGGAAAACAACCAAUGUGUGAGUUGGUGGAAUGGAAGGCUGUGUUGUGUUGGACUGGAGAUCAGGGAAGGGGACAGGUAAGGGGAGAACAGGGAAUAGCAAAGGUUGAGACAAGGCGAGGUUACGGGAACAUUGGAUGUAUUGCAGGAAGAGUUCCCACCUGCAUUUUUUAUAAAAUGCACAAGUGGGAACUCUCCCAGAAACAUAACCUACAUUCCUGUAACCUCCUGACCUCAUCCUUUGCUACUCCCAGUUCUCCACAUACCUAUCCCCUUCCAUGCUCCCACUCCAAUACAACAUAGCCUUCCAUUCCACCAACACACCCACCAGUCCUUUUCCCUUUCUCUAUUUCCCUUUCGCCUCCUCUUUUUACCAAACUUCUCAUCCCAUCCAGUAAGUCUCUUCUGACCCAGGUUUCUGAGCGACUUUUCUGAUCUCUCCCCAUUUCCCAAACCUCAUCAGUUAUUUUCCUUUGCCUCCUUCCUUCUGCUUGAACCUUUCUGCCAGAAGGAGGAGCCACUGGCUCUAAAAGGUUGCAAAUUUCAGCACCUUUAUGUGUGUUUUUACCUCCUACCACUUGGUGAGUAAUUUUUUUUCUAUUUAGUUGCUUCAUAUUUUCAGAAAUCUAUCCUUUUCAUAAUAAUGUUAUUCCAGCCUGGGCUAUCCAUUGUUUGAUUUUGCCUACUGACUUACAUUACAUUCACAACUGUUUUGUAAAUUAAUAUGCUAUCACUUAAUAGAAAAUGCAUAAAAAAUAAUAGAAAAUGCAUAAAAAUUAAUAGAAAAUGCGUAAAAAUUAUGCAGUAAUAACUUGUUUUGAGGCUGUGAAGCAGAGUUGAACAUUUUUAAAAGCUUUUAUACAGUGUAAUAACCAGAAUAAAAACCAAGAAAUAGACUGUUAAUGUUAAAAAGUUCUUUCUGUACCUAUUUUGUAACCAGUGAAAAGACAGAAAAAGGAAAUAUUUCCUAUGAAACUUCUCUAAUGGAAAUCAGAGCCCAGAACCUUCAGGGAAAAUUUAAUAUUGUUAAUUCAUCUUGUUGGCCACUUUGGUAUGGUAACCUUCUAAUUUCACCAUUAAAUACUUAAGAGAAAAAGUUAAUUAGUUUAAGUUUAGAAUGUUUUGAACCAUCUUUGAUGCUAAACUCACCAGAUUCCAGUUGUUUUGUACAUCAAAAUCGAUUAAAUUCUGUAGAGUAAGAAAAAAAUUUAUUGCUGAACGACACUUAUUUGAACAUUGUAGUUUUAAGAUUGACAUUAUGCAAAGUUCAUAAUUAAGGUAAGUACCAUUUUAAAAUAAAA
This is a messenger RNA of Schistocerca gregaria, 4671 nucleotides long. Its product is annotated as calcium-activated chloride channel regulator 3A-1-like. The transcript has 12 exons. Gene Ontology annotation, molecular function: protein binding. NCBI's taxonomy places the organism in Eukaryota, Metazoa, Arthropoda, Insecta, Orthoptera, Acrididae. Bases 427 to 2631 code for a protein of 734 amino acids. The record is from RefSeq and is a predicted model, not a curated record.